Molecule: messenger RNA, 1155 nt
Organism: Rodentolepis nana
Lineage: Eukaryota; Metazoa; Platyhelminthes; Cestoda; Cyclophyllidea; Hymenolepididae
Source: the annotation of a GenBank genome assembly
AAAACGGAGACACUUGCAGCUCUACUACGCUGUCUCGCCGUCUUGGGAAAACGGACACUUCUCAUUUCACACACUCACUCCGCUGUAGACAAUGUUCUUCUCCGACUUACGACUGACUCGGAUGUCAAAUUCGUUCGUUUGGGGGCUCCGGAUAAAGUCCACUACCUUCUUCGUCCACACAAUCUUGAGACCCUUCUUUCGAAGCAAAUUUCUUCCAACGUGAGCCGAUCAGAUCCCAGUUGGAGCACAGCACUCUGCUCGCAGCUGGUUAAAUAUGUUGACGAGAUCAUGACACAAUCGACAUUGGUUGGUUGUACAGCCUUGGCCGCAGCUGGUCAUGAAGCUCUGGCUAGAAGGAAGUUCGACGUUGUCGUCGUGGAUGAAGCAACUCAACUUCUGCUACCGACAGCUCUUGGAGGACUACUCAGAUUAGAACCUGACUCUAGUCAAUUUGUUCUUGUAGGAGACGAAAACCAACUUCCUCCUUUAGUCCAGUCAAGUGUUGCUAGGGACUUAGGGCUUGGAACAAGUCUUUUCGCCCAUUUGUCUGGUAUUGUUCAUCGACAUGGUAACACUCAGGUUCCAGAGGAAGCAGACUCUUUGGGCAGUUGUUUAGUACAGUUGAAAGCACAGUAUCGAAUGAACUCGCACAUUUUGCGACUGGCCAACACGUUGUUUUAUAACGACGCAAUGGAGUGCGCUUCGGAUGAAGUAGCCAAUCGCACGCUGGAGUUGAAUCAAUCUAUUAUUGGAGGGUCAACAAGUUGGCUCAACCGAGUACUUGCCUCGAAAAUUGAAGAUUCUGUCAUCUUUCUCGAUACCCAAUCUAUUUGUAAGCAUCUUGGGGGCAACUCAAAUCUCAUUGAAAUUGAUAUUGUUUACAAAGUGGUUGCGGCUUUUACUAAGCGAGGUAUUUCGACCAAUGACAUCGGUGUAAUAGCACCCUACCGCGUUCAAGUCGAUUUUCUUAUCGAGCGUCUCCGUGGUGAUAAAUUUGUUGAAACCGAUUUGAUCCCUUCUUCACCUGCAGUAGAAGUAAGCACAGCUGAUCAAUUCCAGGGUCGUGAUAAGCCUCUGAUUAUCGUCUCUUUUGUGGACUGUUUACGUCAGAAAGGACGGCAGACUGAUACAGUCGUCAUCAAGUUGCACACUUAG